Messenger RNA from Sinocyclocheilus rhinocerous, 2005 nucleotides. RefSeq names its product transcription factor RFX4. Gene Ontology annotation, molecular function: RNA polymerase II cis-regulatory region sequence-specific DNA binding; DNA-binding transcription factor activity, RNA polymerase II-specific. The transcript has 15 exons. Gene Ontology annotation, biological process: regulation of transcription by RNA polymerase II. NCBI's taxonomy places the organism in Eukaryota, Metazoa, Chordata, Actinopteri, Cypriniformes, Cyprinidae. The coding region runs from base 1 to 1911 and encodes 636 amino acids. The record is from RefSeq and is a predicted model, not a curated record.
AUGGGCACUGACAGUGCGGCUCGCUCGCUGGUUGGGGGGAUAAUAAGACAACAGUUUCCUCAGUUAACCACACGGAGACUAGGAACCAGAGGCCAGUCAAAGUAUCACUACUAUGGAAUCGCUGUGAAAGAGAGCUCUCAGUUCUACGAUGUGAUGUACUCUAAAAAGGGCGCUGCGUGGGUGAACGAGACGGGCAAGAAAGUGGUCACCAAACAGACAGUGGCGUAUUCACCGCGCUCCAAGCUGGGCACUCUCCUGCCAGACUUUCCAAAUGUCAAAGACUUAAAUCUGCCUGCCAGUCUGCCAGAGGAGAAGGUCUCAACCUUUAUCAUGAUGUACAGAACUCACUGCCAGAGGAUACUGGAUACAGUCAUACGAGCCAACUUUGAUGAGGUCCAGAGCUUCCUGUUGCACUUUUGGCAGGGCAUGCCGCCACACAUGCUCCCUGUCCUGGGCUCCUCUACAGUGGUGAACAUAGUUGGUGUGUGUGACUCCAUAUUGUACAAGGCAAUCUCAGGGGUCCUCAUGCCCACCGUCCUACAGGCUCUGCCUGACAGCCUCACUCAGGUGAUCAGGAAGUUUGCCAAGCAGCUGGACGAGUGGCUGAAGGUGGCAUUACAUGACCUGCCUGAGAACUUGCGCAACAUAAAGUUUGAAUUGUCAAGAAGAUUUUCCCAGAUACUUAAACGACAGACAUCAUUAAACCAUCUCUGUCAGGCUUCUCGAACUGUGAUCCACAGUGCAGACAUCACCUUUCAGAUGCUUGAGGAUUGGAGGAACGUAGACCUUAACAGCAUCACUAAACAGACUCUUUAUACAAUGGAAGACUCCAGAGAGGACCAGAGAAGACUUAUCAUCCAAUUGUAUCAAGAAUUUGACAGACAGCUGGAGGACCAGUCACCCAUUGAAGCCUACAUCGAGUGGCUGGACUCUAUGGUGGAGAGAUGUGUCGUGAGGGUGGCGGGGAAGAGACCCGGAUGUCUGAAGAGGGUAGCUCAGCAGUUCCUGCUCAUGUGGUCGUGUUUCGGGACCAGAGUUAUCCGGGAUAUGACGCUACAUAGUGCACCCAGCUUCGGCUCAUUCCAUCUGAUCCACCUCAUGUUUGAUGACUACGUACUAUACCUGCUUGAGUCUCUGCACUGCCAAGAGAGAGCCAAUGAACUGAUGAGGGCUAUGAAAGGAGAGGGGACACCAGCAGAUUCUGGGGAAGAGCUGAUGCUCAUGGGUUCCACACCCACAUCUACGUCACCUGGACCCUUCUCUCCUGCCAAGUCUGUUCACUCAGUGGGUGUGCCAGCAGUAGGUUCCCCCAAUUCAGCCCAGUCUCCAGAGUACACCAGCAUAUCAGCUACCACAGGAGCUGUUCAGUCAUAUACCUGGUCCCUUACAUACACAAUGACAGCUUCAGGUGGCAGCCCACCCGAGACUGGAUCCCAGCUUUCCUGCAUGAGAGGCGGACCCCCUCUAUAUGGCUCCUCAUCUGCCCACAGGAUGCCAGUUUACCCACAUCGGGAUGAGCAUGGCUAUAAUUACAACAGCUACGCAAACCAGCACCAUCACGCUAUCCAGAGUCAGUACUCCAGUUUAACCCACGAACCAGGGCUGCCUACCCCUCUGCAUUAUUCCUCAUACCACCGGACCUCCGCACAGUAUCCACAGAUGUCCAGAAUGGAGUCCUGUUUGAUGAGUGGGUCUCCGCUUCUACAUUCGAGUGCGGUGACCCCCCGAUGGCCGGACGUGCCCUCGGCCAACAGCUGUUACUCCAGCCCCACUGUCCACACGUCACGCUACCCCACCGGAGACAUGUACUCCCCUCUCGCCCCACGCAGGAACUCUGAAUAUGAGCAUGCACAACAUUUUCCAGGAUUCGCCUAUAUUAAUGGGGAGGCAACGACUGGGUGGGCAAAAUGAUUGUACCCUUCAGAGAGUCUCCGUCCAAGAGACGAUGUCUGCAUGUGCAAAGCUGUGUGCAAAGCUGGACAGAUAAACCAGCGGCAGCCCAUAU